UAAGUAGCACCAUGUCAUCGACUAAAUCUAAAAAGAAGCACAAAAUUUUGGAUCACGGAAAGCUAGGGGAGAUGGACAGCAAAACAAUAGAAUCAAAUAUCAUUCACAAUAAGCGGGAGAACAAUACAAAAUAUAAAACAUCAAAUGAAUAUUGGAAGGAAUACAAACAUAUAGGUAUUGUAUCCAAAAUACUUCUGUGUUUUGCUGUUGGGCCGAACUCGAAAACGAUUUUGUCUGUGGAGCGUGCCAAUGAGGAUUCUAUAACUUGUGUACACGGUUUGCGUGUUUAUUCGCUAUUGUGGACAAUUAUGGUACAUACAUACUUACAAUUAUUUGCAGUUGGAGAAAACAGAUAUGGGCGAAAAAUUACAGAGAGAUCGUUUACUUAUCAAGUAGUUGGAAACGCAACUUUCUCAGUCGACACAUUUUUCUUUAUCAGUGGCGUCUUGGUAGUAGUACUAUUUUAUCGAACAUCACAAAAUUUUAAAGAAGAAAGAAGCAACGAAAAACGAAAUUUUCGUGGUCAUCGUUUUCUACAAGAAAUUUCAAGAAUAUUUCUUUCAACACUAUACCGAUUUCUGCGAUUAACUCCUGCAUAUUUAUUUGUUAUUAUUCUCAAUGAGCUUGCAUUGAAAUGGACAUAUGGACGAUCAGUAUUUACACCUGGAAUUAUUGAUCAUAUUACGUGUCAUGAAUAUUGGUGGCGAAACAUACUAUAUAUCAACAAUUGGUAUCCGUUUAGUGAGAUGUGCAUGAUUUGGUCAUGGUACCUAGCAAACGAUAUGCAAUUUUAUAUUAUUGCUAUAAUUAUGUUGAGUCUUGCGGUACGAUAUUUCAAAACUACAACAUUCGUAAUGUUGCUCUUACUGGCUUGUUCUUGGGUAACUGGAAUCUUCAUCUCAAUCAAAUACAAUUAUUCUUAUAAGGUGGCAGAGCCAUUCGAAUCCUUCGAUAUUCUCUAUGAUAAACCCUGGCAAAGAAUUACACCUUAUAUAAUGGGCAUGUUAACCGGAUAUAUCUACUAUUUCAAAAAGACUCCUCCGAAGGUAUCCCGUAAGGUUAAUAUAAUGUUAUGGACAUUCUCACUUGCAACUAUCUUUGGACUUGUAUUCGGAGUUUGGAAUGGCAAGUUAUCAGUUCCAGAAACAGCACUUUAUGUUAGCCUGGGCCAUACAGCUUGGGGAGCUGCCCUUGUUUGGAUUACACUAUCGUGCUGUUGGGGAUAUGCUUCUACCGUGAACAGAAUUUUAUCCUAUCGUGGGCUUUACCCUUUGAGCAGACUGUCUUACUGCGCGUAUUUACUUCAUCCAGUAGUUAUGAUGGUAACAUCGUUCCAGAUGGAAGCACCAAUGCAUUUACAACAUGUAAUGGUUGUAACUGUUUUCUUCGGGAACGCUGUUAUUUCAUUUAUCAUGUCUUAUUUUGUAUCUGUAAUUUUUGAAGCACCUGUGAUAAAGCUUUUAAAAAUAGCAUUUAGGAAAUAAG
Messenger RNA from Sabethes cyaneus, 1485 nucleotides. Its product is annotated as nose resistant to fluoxetine protein 6-like. Gene Ontology annotation, molecular function: acyltransferase activity, transferring groups other than amino-acyl groups. Lineage: Eukaryota; Metazoa; Arthropoda; Insecta; Diptera; Culicidae. The record is from RefSeq and is a predicted model, not a curated record. Bases 12 to 1484 code for a protein of 490 amino acids. The transcript is spliced from 9 exons.